AUCACUUUUUACCGAGUGAGAACCGAAGUUCGUCUGUCUGAGCGGAGAGAGAAGCGGGAUAUCUGAGUGCUCAGUGUAGCUGCUCAACAUGUUUAAAGUUGUUUCCUGUCUCAGUGGCCGGACAGUUUUAUCAGGACAGUUCAGCUCUCGACCCAGUUUGGCCAAACUCCACUUGGCAGCUGGUGCAUUAUGUCAGAAAUCAGCCCUCAAACACCCUCCCACAGACAUGCCAGAGAUGCCCCCUUGCAAAUUCAGUCCAGAGGAAUACAAGGGCAUGUCAAAAGAACGGAUGAUGAAGAUACGCAGAGAGAACUGCAACCCCAUGACCAUGAAAGUUACAUAUUAUAAGAAACCAGUGUUCAUACACAAGGGACACAUGCAGUGGCUGUGGGAUGUGGACGGGAGGCGAUAUCUGGAUCUGUUUGCUGGUGUGGCCACCGUCAGUGUGGGUCAUUGCCACCCGAAAGUAACAGCAGCUGCCGAGCAGCAGCUGAAGGAUCUGUGGCAUACUACCAACAUCUAUGUCUAUCCUGCUCUCCAUGAGUAUUGUGAGAAACUUGCUUCCUACUUACCAGAUCCUCUUAAGGUGAUCUAUCUGACCAACAGUGGCUCCGAGGCCAACGACCUGGCAAUGCUGAUGGCUCGGCUCCACACAGGCAACUUUGAUACCAUCACUUUCAGAGGAUCGUACCACGGUGGCAGCCCACAGACCAUGGGUCUUACUUCAAAUGCAGCCUAUAAAUACCCCAUUGCCAAUGGUUUAGGCUGCACAAAUACCAUGUGUCCUGAUGUGUUCAGAGGUCCUUGGGGAGGAAGCCACUGCAGGGACUCUCCUAUACAGACCAUCAGACAGUGUAGCUGUGCCCAAGGUCAAUGCACGGCAAAUGAACAGUAUAUUGGACAGCUCAAGGAGACAUUGGCUACAAGUGUCCCAAGUAGAAUUGCUGCUUUCUUCGGAGAGCCGAUUCAGGGAGUCGGAGGAGCUGUGCAGUACCCUAAAAACUACCUCAAGGAGGCCUACAAACUUGUAAGAGAGAGAGGAGGGGUCUGCAUUGCUGAUGAGGUUCAGACUGGAUUUGGGCGAACCGGGACCCACUUCUGGGGUUUCCAAGGGCAUGACGUCAUUCCUGAUAUGGUCACGAUGGCAAAGGGCAUCGGCAAUGGAUUCCCAAUGGGAGCUGUGGUUACAACACCGGAAAUUGCCGCUUCAUUUGCCAAGGGGGUUCACUUCAACACCUUCGGAGGAAAUCCCAUGGCUUGUGCCGUUGCUUCAUCAGUGCUCGAUGUUAUCAAAGAGGACGGCACACAGAAGAUCAGUCUCGACGUGGGCACUUAUCUGAUGACAGAGCUGGCUAAACUCAGAGACAAGUACGAAGUCGUCGGCGAUGUCCGUGGAAAAGGCCUGCAGAUCGGAGUGGAAAUGGUCAAAGACAAGGCCAGCAGAGAUCCACUGCCUCCUGAGGCGAUGUCAGAGAUCUUUGAGGAUGUCAAGGACAUGGGAAUCCUGAUCGGGAAAGGAGGACUCUAUGGACAGAUCUUCCGCAUUCAACCCCCCAUGUGCAUCACGAUGGAAGAUGCAGAUUUCUUUUUGGCAGUCUUUGAUAAAUCCAUCCACAACUACAUGGAAAAGAGAUGAAAGCCAGAUACCGGUCAGAUGAAUAACUCGGUGCCAAGGACUAGGACCCGACUGAUAUGGAUUUUUUUGAGGCCGAUGCAGAUUCCAAUAUUUGACAGAAAAAAAUUCCGGCAACUUGAUUAAUCGGCCGAUUAAUUUUAAAAAUAUAUAAUGAAUAGAAUAUCCUUUUUUUUGGUCCCUUAAGGCUUACGACAGCAAAGAUUUGAAUUACAGGCAGAACAUUUUACUGUUUUACAAUACUUUGUCCUUUAGUAUUUGUUUAACUUUACAACAGAAAGGAAUUUUCAACUACAAAAACAUGCAGCAAAGCAUUAAACCUCUGGGAAAUGAUAUAAUCUUGACAAAGAGUCAGUCUAUAAAUGAGUUAUGAAAUACAUCUUGUCUUGUACUUCUUGUUGCUGCAAAUUAGAGGUAGGUUUUAUAUAUAUAUAUAUAUAUAUAUAUAUAUAUAUAUAUAUAUAUAUAUAUAUAUAUAUAUAUAUAUAUGCUGUAUAUAAUCAACAUAAUGAGUGAAGUUGCGGGCAAAACAUUAUUUAUACAGCCCUCUGAUGCCCGUUAACAUUGCAUCACAUUUUCUCUACUCCAUUAUUUUCUUUGCCAUUAAGUCAGGACUCAUAUGGACCAAAAUCAAAACCAGGGACGCCUUUCUCAGAUGUAAAACAUGUCAUCUUUGACGGAGUUGCAUUUUAAAUAUAUAAUGGUCACAAAUAGUCCAACAUUAAUGUUCCUGCAUAACACACACAGUGAGUUGCUGUUACAGCCUGGGUCACGUUAUAGUAUUUUCUGACAAAGUAAAACUAAGAGUGACAUCAUGACGGUUGCUGAAGACAGACAGUAAUAUUAAUCAUUUUAACUGAAUAAACCUCCUCCUCUCUGCGUUAACAUCGCUCCUCCUUAAAUGCGCCUCAACAUGCAGCUGACGGACUGAUGAACGGUCGUUCUGUGCUCUCAAAUAUUUUUGAAAAUUAUGUUAUUUCUGCAGUUACUUACUGGCUUUUAAGCUGUUAGCUAAUGCUAUGCUAGGCUGACACAGCUACAGUGAUGUUAUUGCUAACAUGAACAGAUGGGGAGUAACUUAAUCUAGGUUAGCACAACUUUAGCAAUGCAAGGUAAAUGAAAAGGAUGACUGACGCAACAAAGCACGCUUUACUCAUUAUGAUACAUAGCAAAGAGUUUAGCUGAAACAGGAGAGAAGUUGAGUCAUUGUUAAUUUCACAACGUCGUUAUAAACUUACCUGUGGUCUCAGCCCACUCCUGUAAUGUUGCCUGACUGUAGCUUACUCCUGUACGUUACUGAGAAGACAGCGGUGAGGGCUGAGGAUUGAAUGGAGUCAGAGCUCCACGUGUUGGACAAACGGCACAAGGACAUCAUUCUGCACGACUCCAACACUUAACAGCAUUUAGUGUUUUAUGAGAAAUGAAGAACAUAUCAGCGUUUAAUCACCAAUGACGAUUAUUUUGAAAAGGACUAUAAUCGGCCGAUUUAAUCGGUCGGCCGAUAAAUAGGUUGGGCCCUACCAAGGACCAAACCUGACCAAACGUUCAUCUUCAGGAACCAUAACUGUUUACUGGCAGAAACAUCCCUGCAAAUGUUAUUACUGUUAUGUUAAAUAUAAAGUUGCUGCAAAGUUGGACCUGUUGGACUGUUAAUGUUAAUAAAAAGUGUUACAUCGUC
Messenger RNA from Amphiprion ocellaris (clown anemonefish), 3311 nucleotides. RefSeq names its product alanine--glyoxylate aminotransferase 2, mitochondrial-like. Bases 89 to 1636 code for a protein of 515 amino acids. The transcript has 14 exons. Lineage: Eukaryota; Metazoa; Chordata; Actinopteri; Pomacentridae. Gene Ontology annotation, biological process: glyoxylate catabolic process. The record is from RefSeq and is a predicted model, not a curated record. Gene Ontology annotation, molecular function: pyridoxal phosphate binding; L-alanine:glyoxylate transaminase activity. Gene Ontology annotation, cellular component: mitochondrion.